This is a messenger RNA of Cylicocyclus nassatus, 1407 nucleotides long. The record is from the annotation of a GenBank genome assembly. NCBI's taxonomy places the organism in Eukaryota, Metazoa, Nematoda, Chromadorea, Rhabditida, Strongylidae.
AGGGCAUGUUAUUAUUAUUAAUACUCAGCCUCACUGGGAUAACCACAGCCCUCGAGAAUGGUUUGGCUAGGACGCCGCCAAUGGGAUGGAUGUCAUGGACAGCAUUUUAUUGCGAGAUGGACUGCGAUAGACAUCCGAAAACCUGCAUCAGUGAAAAUUUGUACAUGGAAAUGGCCGAUGAGUUAGUCAGAGGCGGAUUUCGAGACGUUGGCUAUACUAACGUGCAUGUUGAUGAUUGCUGGAUGGGUCGGGAACGAGAUCGAGCCAGUGGUCGACUUGUGGCUGAUCAAAGACGAUUUCCCAGCGGAAUUAGGAAUCUAGCACGAUAUAUGCACGCUAGAGGCCUAAAAUUUGGCAUUUACGAAGACUACGGUACGAAAACAUGCGCUGGUUUUCCCGGAAGCUAUGGUUAUCUCCACGUUGAUGCUUACACAUUUGCCGAAUGGGAAGUAGACUAUCUAAAGUUGGAUGGAUGCAAUAUUGACACUGAUCUCAUGCCAAAAGGUUAUGCCGAAAUGGAGCGAUGGCUGAAUGCUACAGGUAGACCUAUUGUCUACUCUUGCAGUUGGCCUGCAUACCUCAUUGAUCGUCCUGACAAGGUUGAUUAUAAUUUGGUGGCAAGACACUGUAACCUUUGGCGAAAUUUCGACGAUGUCAACAGUUCUUGGAAAUCAAUAUUGAGCAUUAUCGAUUACUACGACCAUAAUCAAAACAAACACAUUCCUACGCAUGGACCUGGACAUUGGCAUGAUCCCGAUAUGCUUGUUAUUGGUAAUCCUGGCAUCAACGUGGACAUGGCCAUUGCGCAAAUGACUAUAUGGUCUAUUUGGUCAGCUCCGCUAAUUAUGUCAAAUGAUCUCCGCAUUAUCGGCCCAGAAUUUCGAGCCAUUCUUCUAAAUCGUGAAGUAAUCGCAAUUGAUCAGGACCCUAUGGGCAGGAUGGGACGGCUAGUCGCUAAUGUCUCAGGGGUCGGCGCAUACGUGAAGCCUAUCAUGCCCGUCUACGAUAGAGAUACCUCAUUUGCUCUGGGAUUCCUCAACAGGAACUUGAAACCUAAUGAAGUCGAGUUCAAACUGAGGAAUAUGGGUCUCACCAAUCCACGUGGAUAUAUGGUGAAGGACGUAUGGAACCACACACCACCAAUGAGACUCUACCCAGACCAUAUACUACGGAUAGUUGUCCCUCCAACUGGAGCGGCCAUGUUCCGUGCCGACCUCAUAGCGCCUAGCAUUUGGCCGUUUCGAAGUAACAGAAACCAGAUGCUUGGAGUGCUGAACAAUAGGGUGCCCACAAGCUUAUAAUUUCUCUGAUAAAUACGGGUAUAUUAUGUUGCAAGCAAUGUUCAAAUGCUAGUAAUGACAGUAACGAAGUUGGUUUAUAUUAUACAAUUUAUAGACAGUCAAGCAG